AGAUCUCGCGCUUCUUGGAGCACUAUAAAUUGUCCCUUCCGCGGCGCCUCCCUCUUCUUCUUCUUCAGGAAAACACCAAAUGGCGGAUGACGCCGGUGCAGCGGGAGGGCCCGGAGGACCCGGGGGCCCAGGAUUAGGAGGCCGCGGCGGCUUCCGUGGAGGAUUCGGCAGCGGGCUUAGGGGCCGCGGUCGUGGUCGAGGCCGUGGCCGUGGUCGAGGCCGCGGGGCUCGAGGAGGUAAAGCUGAAGACAAGGAGUGGAUCCCUGUCACCAAGCUGGGCCGCCUGGUUAAGGACAUGAAGAUCAAGUCCUUGGAGGAGAUCUACCUCUUCUCCCUGCCCAUUAAGGAGUCAGAGAUCAUUGACUUCUUCCUGGGUGCAUCCCUAAAGGAUGAGGUUCUGAAGAUCAUGCCGGUGCAGAAACAGACUCGGGCUGGCCAGCGGACCAGGUUCAAGGCAUUUGUCGCCAUUGGGGACUACAAUGGUCACGUUGGUCUUGGUGUUAAGUGCUCCAAGGAGGUUGCUACUGCCAUCCGAGGGGCCAUCAUCUUGGCCAAGCUUUCCAUCGUCCCUGUGCGGAGAGGCUACUGGGGGAACAAGAUUGGCAAGCCCCACACUGUUCCAUGCAAGGUGACAGGCCGAUGUGGCUCUGUGCUGGUGCGGCUCAUCCCUGCCCCCAGGGGCACUGGCAUUGUCUCUGCUCCUGUGCCCAAGAAGCUCCUGAUGAUGGCCGGUAUAGAUGAUUGCUACACUUCAGCCAGAGGCUGCACUGCCACCCUGGGCAACUUUGCCAAGGCCACCUUUGAUGCCAUCUCCAAGACUUACAGCUACCUGACCCCCGACCUCUGGAAAGAGACUGUCUUCACCAAGUCUCCUUAUCAGGAAUUCACUGAUCAUCUUGUGAAAACCCACACCAGAGUCUCUGUUCAGAGGACCCAGGCUCCAGCUGUGGCUACCACAUAAGGGUUUUAUACAAGAAAAAUAAACGGAUUAAGUCUGCUAAU
Molecule: messenger RNA, 1002 nt
Organism: Mus pahari (shrew mouse)
Lineage: Eukaryota; Metazoa; Chordata; Mammalia; Rodentia; Muridae
Gene: Rps2
Product: ribosomal protein S2
Exons: 7
Coding region: 80-961 (293 amino acids)
Biological process (GO): translation
Cellular component (GO): ribosome; cytosolic small ribosomal subunit
Molecular function (GO): RNA binding; structural constituent of ribosome
Source: RefSeq, a predicted model, not a curated record